UCCCUCUACCAAACUCCACAAUCCGGCUACAGUCUACAGCUGUAUAACGGCCCUCUCUCCUCGUGUUCUCUCUUGACCAGCAGACAGUCAGCCAUCAUGUAUUACAGCCAGAGCACCAUCGGUGGUCCCUCCAUGAUCACCAGGCAGAGCCGCAGCUACACAUCAAGUGCUGCUCCCCACAAGGCUCACAGUGUGUCAGGACUCAGCUUCAGAAGUGGACCACGCAUCUCCUCUACCACCGUGCGCAAUGUCUCCUCCGGGUAUGGAGGUGGCAUGGGAGGCGGCAUGGGGUACGGCAGCGGCGGGUUCGACCUGUCCAGCGCCCUGGACCAGAGCAGCGUGCACCUGAACGAGAAGGCCACCAUGCAAAACCUGAACGACCGUCUGGCUUCCUACCUGGACAAGGUCCGCUCUCUGGAGGCGGCCAACGCCAAGUUGGAGGUGCAGAUCAGAGAGUACUACGAGCAGAAGGGCCCUGCAGCAGAGAGGGACUACAGCAAAUACUGGGCCAUUAUCAAUGACCUGAAGGACAAGAUUGCCGGCGCCACCAUCGGCAAUGCCAACAUUCUGCUCCAGAUUGACAACUCCAAACUGGCUGCUGAUGACUUCAAAACCAAAUUCGACCAUGAGCUGAUGAUGCGCCAGUCAGUUGAGGCUGACAUCGCCAACCUGCGCCGCCUGCUGGACCAGACCACCCUGACCAAGGCUGACCUGGAGAUGCAGAUCGAGGGACUGCAGGAUGAGCUGGCAUACCUCAAGAAGAAUCAUGCAGAGGAACUGGCAGCAAUGCGCUCUCAGCUUACCGGCACAGUCAACGUGGAGGUGGAUGCCGCGCCCCAGGCUGACCUCAAUAAAGUACUGACCGAGAUUCGUGCCCAAUACGAAGCCAUCACUGACAAACAUCGUCGCGACCAGGAGUCCUGGUUUAAUGAGAAGUCGGCAACCCUGUCCAAGGAGGUGGCCGUCAGCACAGAGAUUAUCCAGACGACCAAGACAGAGAUCGGUGACCUGCGGCGAACAAUGCAGGGCCUGGAGAUUGAGCUGCAGUCUCAGCUCAGCAUGAAAGGGGCUCUGGAGAAUACACUGGCAGAGACAGAAGGUCGUUACAGCGCCAUGCUCGGCGCCUUCCAAAACACAAUCAACAUGCUUGAAAGUGAACUAGGCAACGUGCGCUCGAGCAUCGAACAGCAGGGCCAGGACUACAAGAUGCUGCUGGACAUUAAGACCAGGCUGGAGCAGGAGAUCGCAACCUACAGGAGCCUACUGGAAACAGAGGAGUCCAGACCUAUUGCUACAGGGGGCUCAAAGACCACAGUCACAACCACCACUGUGCGCAGUUCCAGCUAGGAGGUGCAACUGGCAGGACAAGCUGUUCCACGCACACACAUACACACACA
Molecule: messenger RNA, 1397 nt
Organism: Etheostoma spectabile (orangethroat darter)
Lineage: Eukaryota; Metazoa; Chordata; Actinopteri; Perciformes; Percidae
Gene: krt94
Product: keratin 94
Exons: 8
Coding region: 97-1347 (416 amino acids)
Cellular component (GO): cytoskeleton
Molecular function (GO): structural molecule activity
Source: RefSeq, a predicted model, not a curated record